AUGUAUCUCACAUCACUACUAUCCCUCGCAGCCCUCGCGGGCACAAGCAUAGCCAAAACACCAGGCUGCGGCGAAGACAUUCCUUCCAAUUACCCAAAAGCAGGCUCAAGCAAGUCCCUCACUCUCCCAGACUCAGACCGGGAAUACAGAUUGUUCAUUCCCGCCAACUAUGACAAGGACACGCCAACAGCGGUAUACUUCUCCUUCCACGGGGCAUCGCGUGACAUGAUAGAGGAAGAAUCUCUGUCACAAUUUUCAAACCCAUUCUUUAACCCCAACGGAAUCGCCGUCUACCCAAACAGCCAGAAUGGCUACUGGCUCUCCAACCCCUUUGCAGAGACGUCGCGCCCCAACGAUCUAGACUUCACCAACGAUCUGCUCACGCACCUGGAAGAAACCCUCUGCAUCGACACGAGCAACGUAUACGCAGCGGGCAAGUCGAAUGGCGGUGGUUUUGCCAGCGUCAUUGCAUGCAACGCCACAGUUGGAAGCCGGUUUGCGGCCUUUGCGGCUGUUAGUGGGGCUUGGUACGAUACCGACGAUAUUAAGGGUGUGGGGCCUUGCGCCCCCGCUAAGCGGGAUUCAGGGUAUCCUUUCCUGGAAUUCCAUGGAACGAUUGAUACGACAGCGCCUAUCGAUGGCGACGGGGAAUCCAAGCUGCCUGUCAUUGAUAUCCUGCAGGCCUGGGCGGCCCAAAAUGGUUGUGCGAACAACUCGCAGCCAACCAGCAACAUAACUGUCUUUAAUGACCCGAUUGUGAAGCAUGCUUCUUGGGACUGUAACGGGCUGACAGGUAUUGUUCAGCACUACCGUGAGAAUGACAAUGGCCAUUGCUGGCCAAGCACUGUUGGCAAUGAUGACUAUAUCCGAAAUGCUGCACAGUGCCCGUUGGGCAAGUCUGAAUUCAAUGCGACUCAGUACAUAUUUAACUUCUUUGCGGAGGAUCACUCGAGCAAGCCUAGCGCGACAAGUACUAGCACGAGCACGAGUACUGGCUCAACACCUACGAGUACUAAUGGUACUCAUCACAACCAAAGCCCGGAGAUUUCACACCCCAUGUCCUUCCAUGCUUUGUAUCUUAUAUUCUCAGCUGUUGUUAUUAAUUCGAUUGGUAUCUAA
This is a messenger RNA of Penicillium expansum, 1119 nucleotides long. RefSeq names its product CE1 family esterase. Gene Ontology annotation, molecular function: feruloyl esterase activity. The transcript has a single exon. NCBI's taxonomy places the organism in Eukaryota, Fungi, Ascomycota, Eurotiomycetes, Eurotiales, Aspergillaceae. Bases 1 to 1119 code for a protein of 372 amino acids. The record is from RefSeq and is a predicted model, not a curated record.